This is a messenger RNA of Drosophila suzukii, 1841 nucleotides long. RefSeq lists its product as uncharacterized. The record is from RefSeq and is a predicted model, not a curated record. Lineage: Eukaryota; Metazoa; Arthropoda; Insecta; Diptera; Drosophilidae. Gene Ontology annotation, molecular function: protein binding.
UGUAAGUACUUUGUUUUAACAUUAUAUAAGGGUUAUAGGUGUAUUAAAUUAUAUAUUUUAUACUAGUCUUACCCAUUUUCCAGCCUCGCUUUGUACAAUAUCACGGAUAAAACUAGCCGAUCGGCUCUACUGCUUCACAAACUAUCGUUUCGGUUGCCCAUCUCCAGAAGGACAUACACCAUUUAGGUAGCGCACCGCGAAUUGCGCCCGUUUUGCCUGGAAAACCACCCCUAAAUGACCUUCGCACUAGGUAGCCAUCAUCUGGCCAUGGCAACGGCGUAAAUAUGUUAGUAUUCCAAACGACACGAUCAAGAACACACCGCAAAUGACGUCCGCAACAGAUACAGAAACCACUGCAACUUCUCUGCUGGAGCUGAAUGACGAUGUCCUGGCAUUAAUUGUCCGCCAGCUGAAUGUGUACCAGCAGUACGAGAUCGGCAGGUUGAACAGGCGCUUGGAAAGCAUAGUGCAGAUGCUCUGGAGGACCCGUGUUCGCAGUGUUGUCCUGCAGGACGAGAUGUUCCGACGAUCGGGAUCCAAUUCCCGCCAGUUUGUGGCUUUCAUCUUGGCCUUGGCUCCUCAUAUGGAGCGCCUGAGCUUCCACCACUUGGAUGUCCGGAGACUGCGGCUCCUUAGCAGUCACACCCUCGAGGGGAUCCACUCCGUGGAGUGGCUGGGCGAUGGAAAUCGAAGAGGACGCGUUCGAUUCGUAGACGAGGAUGUGCGAUUGCUGCGGCGCGUUUUCCCCCAUUUAAGGAGACUAAAACUCAGGAGCUGUCAGAUUACUGGGAAGUACUUGUGCGACCUGGAACACCUUAGUGAACUCUGCCUGGAUGACUGCCAAUACCUGGAAUCCCAGCACUUCAGGGAUAUCUUCCGGCAGCUGAAACUUCGCAAAUUUGAUAUCAUGGAGGAUUGCGAUGAGGUGAACUGCUGUGAUCUCGCGGACCUGCAGCUGUGUCCCACAUUAGAGCACAUAAAGAUAGCUGAUUACCACCUGUGCAUGGAGUCGGAUAUUACCCAACAACUUCUACGAUUGCCUUGCCUGCAGAAGCUGUCGAUAUACUCCAAGAACUUCGUCUUCGAUGUGCUGUCUCGGAUAGCUCGACCCAGUAGUCCUCCCGGAGCAGUCAAACUUAUAGAGGCAUUUCGCUUCAGCGGGAUACUGCAUGAUUACGGGAGAUUCUUUAGGGAGCUGGGAAACCUUAGACAGCUGACGCGAUUGGAGCUGCAUGGCCAGGCUGAGGAGGAGGAGGGCGGUAGGCUGCAAUGCCUGCAGGAUCAGAUUCUGCGACAACUGGCCAAUCAACUGCGGAAUUUGACAGACCUACAUUUGUGUGGCUAUCAACUGGAGAGUCCUUUGGGCCUGCUGGAAUUCGUGAUCAAUUGUAGGCAGCUGAGAAUGCUGGACAUAACACGAUCUAAGUGCCACGGAGAGUCCUUCGUCUGGAGCUGCAUUGCUGUGUUGGCCAAACAAAGGUGGCGCACACAACCACUGGAGCUGUGGAUCCGGCAUAGCGACAUAAAUCCGGAGAUAGUUCACAGUCCGCGCUGCCUGGACAAUAUAAAGCUUAUAAAGAUUGAUACGAAGCAGAUAGGACCCAAUAUGGACUAUUCUUCGGGCGUGCUUAAGUUCAGCUUUGUGCGGUGAUGAACUACCAAAUAAGUGAUACCUAUCGACCUAUAAAUGGUGAAAGACUGAAGAAUCUGCUGUUUACCGCGCAUCGCUGAACUGAUCAAAGCCCAACCGCUUAAAGUCAAUUAUAAAGUUUUAAACUGAAAUCUAAUUAAGUCUAUUUCCAUUUAUCAAAUGCCAUCCAAAUAAAACAAUGAAAAUUGAA